Messenger RNA from Onychostoma macrolepis, 2962 nucleotides. RefSeq names its product polypyrimidine tract binding protein 2b (gene ptbp2b). Gene Ontology annotation, biological process: regulation of RNA splicing; mRNA processing. Gene Ontology annotation, molecular function: mRNA binding. NCBI's taxonomy places the organism in Eukaryota, Metazoa, Chordata, Actinopteri, Cypriniformes, Cyprinidae. Bases 121 to 1734 code for a protein of 537 amino acids. Gene Ontology annotation, cellular component: nucleus. The transcript has 15 exons. The record is from RefSeq and is a predicted model, not a curated record.
UGUGUUCGGGUGGCUCCGUGAAUAACAGACGCUCCUCCAUUUUGCAUAGUUACGCGUGUGUGUUGAAGGCUCCUCUGCUCCUGCGAUCGGUAUCACACCGUGAAGAACGUUUUCCCUGCAAUGGACGGCAUUGCAAGUGAUGUUGCAGUUGGUGUGAAGAGAAGCUCAGAUGAAUUGCUGUCUGGCAGUCUGUACAACAGUCCAAACUCUUCAGUCACUGCUAAUGGAAGUGACAGUAAGAAACUGAGGGUGGAGGACAGCAUGGACAGCCCACCAUCCAGAGUCAUUCAUAUCCGGAAACUCCCCAAUGAGGUUUCCGAGACUGAGGUCAUCGCCCUGGGUUUGCCCUUUGGAAAGGUCACUAAUAUCCUGAUGCUUAAAGGCAAAAAUCAGGCAUUUUUGGAACUAGGAACAGAGGAAGCAGCUGUUACCAUGGUGAACUACUACACAGCUGUUACACCUCAAGUGCGUAAUGUCCCAGUGUUCAUUCAGUACUCCAACCACAAAGAGCUCAAGACUGACAGUGCGCUCAACCAGCGAGCUCAGGCUGUGCUACAGGCGGUGUCCGCAGUCCAGGAGGGUGGCUCUCCAAGCUCGGCGGCUGGCGAGAGUGUGUUAACGCCUGCCCCCAGCCCAGUACUGCGAAUAAUCAUCGACAACAUGUUCUACCCAGUCACCCUGGACGUCCUCCAACAGAUCUUCUCCAAGUUUGGGACCGUCAUGAAGAUAAUCACAUUUACCAAAAAUAAUCAGUUCCAGGCUCUUCUGCAGUUCAGUGACCCAGUAAAUGCCCAGCAGGCCAAACUGUCCUUGGAUGGCCAGAACAUAUACAACUCCUGCUGCACUUUGCGCAUCGACUUCUCCAAGCUGGUCAACCUGAACGUAAAAUACAACAACGACAAAAGCCGGGAUUACACCCGGCCCGAGCUGCCCGCAGGAGACGGUCAACCGCCCGUGGACCCGUCUGUGGCCGCCACUCUCAGCAAAGAUUCCACCUCCCUGCUCGGUACUCCCUCUGGAAUGGUAACUUCCUACUCUAGUGGUGGAGGGUUUCCAUCUUCUCUAGGGGCCAUCAGCCCUCUGAGUGCAGCAGCGGCAGCGGCAGCAGCAGCAGGGAGGGUGGCGUUGUCUGGACAUUCGGGACCUGGAGGAGUGCUCCUGGUCAGCAACCUCAACGAGGAGAUGGUUACGCCCCAAAGUCUGUUUACCCUCUUCGGUGUCUACGGUGACGUGCAGCGCGUGAAGAUCCUUUACAAUAAGAAGGACAGUGCUCUAAUCCAGAUGUCUGAUGGAAACCAAGCUCAGUUAGCCAUGAGCCAUCUGAACGGGCAGAAGAUGUAUGGCAAGAUCAUUCGUGUGACCCUCUCCAAGCACCAGACAGUACAGCUGCCCAGGGAGGGUUUAGAUGAUCAGGGCCUGACCAAGGACUUCACCAGUUCUCCUCUGCAUCGCUUCAAGAAGCCUGGGUCCAAGAACUUCCAGAACAUCUUCCCCCCCUCAGCAACUCUCCAUCUCUCUAACAUACCUGAGAAUGUGACAGAGGAGGAUUUACGACUACUCUUCUCAAAUUCCGGCGGUACAGUGAAAGCGUUCAAGUUUUUCCAAGAUCGCAAAAUGGCUCUGCUGCAGAUGUCCACGGUGGAGGAGGCGAUUCAGGCACUCAUUGACCUUCACAACUACGACAUGGGCCGUGGCCACCGCCUGAGAGUCUCCUUCUCAAAGUCCACCAUCUGAGGAUCCCCUGGUGCUAUGCCAUCUUUCCUCUCUCUCCCCCAGGAGCCUCAAGUCGAAUUCAUUUUUACCAGUCAUUCCUUAACAUCAUAUCAAGAACUUCAAUGAGAAUGGCCCUUAAAGGAACACUCGCUCUGUAUCUGCUCCUACUAUUGUUUGUGUAUGGCCAGCUGUUACUCUGUUUUAGGAUGGAUUGACAAAAAUGUGCCUUACUUAGCAAAAUAGCAUCAUCCCUUUGCUCCCGUUGUUACACAUUAUAGAGGUUUAGGCACAUUACGUGUGAUGAUACAGAAAACGUAACCUUGCUUUGUUGUUUUGAUGGGUUUUGAAAGUGAUAGUUUUCACUCUUGCUCAAUGUGGCCUCACCUUGUCAUUUUUCAAAACCAAUUCAAUUCAAGCUUUGAAAGCUAGUCGGCUUGCUUUGAUUCAAAGGCAAAAGCUCAUUUUUUUAUGAUCUAUUGAAUUGAAUCUGAACACGAGUAACUGAAUUUGAUGGAACAUACUCCAAGUUGUAAAUUAUCUUGUGCAUUUGUUUUAUUUUGGGCUGUAGUGUUUUUUUUUUUCUUUGAUCAGGCACCCAAGGUACUUUUUGUGAUUGAAACCUGUGGUAAACAAAACACUGACAGUGGGGAGCGCAGUGUGUGACGUAUAGUACCUGCUUUGAUAUUUCUCAUUCACUUUUGCGUCAGUGAAUUCUGUUACCCAUUUUUUUAGAUGAAAAUCAGAGCAUGUGCUGAUGGAUCUCGGCAGUUGCAUGUGUCAGAUUGACCAUGUUUGAUGUUGUGAUGUCACAUUAAUGUAGGGACUGUUGGGACCAAAGUAAAUGUGCCUUUAGUCUUACUUUAUUCUGCAUUGUACAAAUGUUUUAUUCAACCUCUGGAAUAUUUUUAUCAAUGGAGAAAAAAAAAAAAAAUCAGACUUUCCAGCUGACAUCACUCAUAUAAAUGAUCCUUAAUUGUCCUUGAUUGUGGUUGUAUGAGAAUCGUUCACUGAUUCUACUGAAAAAUGACGUUUUGUUUGUGGUCUAGGCCUGGGAAACAAAGGGGAGGAGGGUGUUCUGUACAUUUUCUACAUGAAUUGAGUUUUUACAUCUUUAGGAAUGUAAAGUCCAGUAUAGAAGUGGCACAAUUAAAGGUUCUUUUUUCUACCAAGCUCGUGCUUGACGGUCCCUGUGUGGUGUAGUGCUUUUAUCCUGUAGCAUGCUGAAUAAACUCUUCUCGCUCUGCAUUCA